Messenger RNA from Magallana angulata, 1887 nucleotides. RefSeq lists its product as uncharacterized. NCBI's taxonomy places the organism in Eukaryota, Metazoa, Mollusca, Bivalvia, Ostreida, Ostreidae. The record is from RefSeq and is a predicted model, not a curated record. Bases 196 to 1182 code for a protein of 328 amino acids. The transcript has a single exon. Gene Ontology annotation, molecular function: DNA binding. Gene Ontology annotation, cellular component: nucleus.
AGGGGUUGAAGCUGUCAAGAUAAAAAGGUUAAGCAUACGCAGGGGGGCUGAACAAUUUUACGUCCCAAAGUCUACGCUAGAGAGAAGAGUGAAUGGAAAGAGGCAAGUUGACGACCCACCCUCCAAACCAACUGUGUUUUCUGCAGACCAAGAAAAUCAGCUUUUGGGUCACAUUUGGCUAAAUGUGGUUUUGGUAUGACAAUUGAUGAUAUUUGUAGAACUGCAUACGCCAUGGCAGAAAUGUUGAAAAUUAAGCACCCUUUCAGUAAAACCAAAGCAAAAGCAGGAUAUGAUUUGUAUGAGGGCUUCAUGCAUCGACAUCCACAACUUGCAAUUAGAAAACCCGAGGGACUCUCAGCAGCACGGGGUAUGAUGUUAAAUAAGCACGUCGUGACGUCCUACUUUCAAAUGUUAGAGGAUACAAUGAACAAGUUAAAGCUUUUUGACAAAGGGUCUCAGAUUUACAAUGUUGAUGAGACUGGAAUAAACACUGUCCACACGCCAGCGAAGAUCAUAGGACUGAGGGGCACACGAGCUAUCCACAGCAAGACCAGUGGAGAUCGGGGAGAAAAUGUCACGGCGGUUAUCUGUGCCAGUGCAUCUGGAUCAUACAUUCCUCCCAUGAUUAUUUUCAAGGGACAACGCUUAAACAGGGGUUUGGUUGCAAAUGCCCCUCCAGGCGCACUAUUUGCUACCAGUAAGUCUUCAUUCAUUGACAGGGAGCUAUUUGAGCACUGGUUUAAAUACCACUUUAUGAAAUAUCUUCCUUCACAUCGACCAGUUUUACUGAUAAUGGAUGGACACUCAUCUCAUAUCAGCUUGGAAAUACUUCAGCUGGCCAAGGAAAACGAGAUUGAGAUUCUCUGCCUACCACCCCAUACAACUAGUGAACUUCAGCCUAUGGACAAGUGCGUGUUUAAACCACUGAAAACAGAGUAUAACAAAGCCUGCAUGCAGUUCUUGAAAGAAAACCCAGGGCGGAUAGUAACAAGAUAUGACUUUUGUGGACUGUUCACGAUAGCCUAUCAUAAAGUUUGCACGAUGCUUAAUGCUGCUAGCGCCUUUCGUGCUACUGGAAUUUUCCCUUUCAACCCCUCAAUAAUACCUGAAGAGGUGUUUGGACCAUCCAUAGUUUCUCAUUUACCAAGUCAAGAAGGCGACUGUAAACCUGAAGAAAACUAAGGUAUCUGAUCAGGAAUCCACCGACACUGAAGCUGAAUCAGAUCUGACGUCUACUUCUGCUGAUUGCACAGUUCCGUGCGCAUCAGGCGAUGUUCUUUCUAGUCUUCUAAAGGUUCCCUCAUUUGAAAAGCAGAGAAAGAUACCUACUAGCAAAAAAUCUCGAAGAAUCGCAUCAGCACGUUGUCUUACAGCAGAUGAAGUAAUUAAGGAAAUCGAGGACAAGGAAAACGAAAAAGAGCAAAAGAGAAUUGAGAAGGAAAAUCGUAAGAAAUUGCGAGUCAUAAAGAAACUGAACAAAAAGGACGGAAAAUCAGAGAAGCUGAAAAGGAAAAAAAGGAAGGAAAAAGCAGAAGAAGAGGAGGAAAAGGAAGCAGAUUUUUGUAACUAUUGUCAUGGAUAUUACUAUGAUGAUGAGUCUGAUGACGAAGACUGUGUAAAAUGCUCUGACCAGGGUUGUAAUCGAUGGUAUCAUGAGUCUUGUACCGGUUGUUUUGGAAAAGGGGUCGAUGCAUUCAAAUGUGAUGCUCACAAAACUGUUUGAUGUCACAAAACUGCUUGAUGUCAGAACUUAAUGUUUGUUCAAAAGAUAAAUUCUUUAGAGGUUAUUUUAUCUGAUAACCCAAUUAUUUUGAAUAAAAUUGAGCAUCUUUAUUGUAUUUGAAAUUUAUCGUUGUAAUAUUAAAGUGGUCAGCAGAGUUUAGCUAA